AAUAGCGUCAUCAGCGCGGGCCGCAGAUCGUGGGAGGAGGAGUCCGGAGGAGUUAUGUCGCCGCCGCCGCUCUUCAGCUUGCCGGAGGCGCGGCUGCGUUUCACGAAUUCUACUCGAGAUGCUCUCAACAACAAAACCAUUAAACCUUUAUUGAAUGCCUUCAGCCAGAUACCUGGAAGUGAAAAUGAAAAAAAGUUUACCCUGGAUCAAGCAUUCAGAGUUGUCUUAGAAGAAGAAAUUAUCCACAAAGCUUCCUGUGAAAACGUCCUGGCAAUAAUUUCUCUUGCUAUUAAUGGGGUUACAGAAGGUAUUUGCACUGCAUCUACCCCUUUUGUGCUGUUGGGAGAUGUUUUGGAUUGCCUUCCAUUGGAUCAAUGUGACAGAAUUUUCACAUUUGUGGAAAAAAAUGUCUCUACAUGGAAAUCGAAUACAUUUUAUUCGGCAGGAAAGAAUUACUUGCUCAGAAUGUGCAACGAUCUCUUAAGAAGGUUAUCUAAAUCACAGAAUACAGUGUUCUGUGGAAGAAUUCAGUUAUUCCUGGCUAGAUUAUUCCCCCUUUCAGAAAAGUCAGGACUCAACUUGCAAAGUCAGUUCAACCUGGAGAAUAUCACUGUUUUUAAUACCAAUGAGCAAGAGAGCACACUCGGACAAAAGCAUGUUGAAGAGCGAGAUGAAGGAAUGGAAGUAGAAGAAGGUGAAAUGGGAGAUGAUGAAGCUCCUACAAGUUGCUCUAUUCCUAUAGAUUACAACCUGUACAGAAAGUUCUGGUCCCUGCAAGACUACUUCCGAAAUCCUGUUCAAUGCUAUGAAAAGAUCUCAUGGAAAACAUUUCUAAAGUACUCUGAAGAAGUAUUGACUGUCUUUAAAAGCUACAAGUUGGAUGAUACUCAGGCUUCAAGAAAGAAAUUAGAGGAGUUGAAAACUGGAGGGGAGCAUGUUUACUUUGCCAAGUUUCUCACGAGUGAGAAGUUAAUGGAUUUACAGCUGAGUGACAGCAACUUCCGCCGUCACAUCUUACUGCAGUAUUUGAUACUAUUUCAGUACUUAAAGGGACAGGUGAAGUUUAAAAGCUCCAAUUUUGUGCUGACUGAUGAGCAGUCCCUCUGGAUUGAAGAUACUACAAAGUUAGUCUACCAGCUUCUUUCAGAAAACCCCCCAGAUGGAGAGAGGUUCUCAGAAAUGGUAGCGCAUAUAUUAAACACAGAAGAAAAUUGGAAUUCGUGGAAAAAUGAAGGUUGCCCCAGCUUUGUUAAGGAAAGACCAGGUGAUUCUAAACCAAUAAGGCCUUUUGUGCGAAAGAGACCAGCUCCAGAAGACUUUCUGGGGAAAGGACCCAACAAAAAAAUUCUCAUGGGAAAUGAAGAGUUAACACGGCUCUGGAAUUUGUGCCCUGAUAACAUGGAAGCUUGUAAAUCUGAGAGUCGGGAAUACAUGCCAACGUUGGAAGAGUUCUUUGAAGAAGCUAUUGAACAGGCAGUUCCUGAAAACAUGGUUGAGAAUAAGUAUAAGGUGGUCAAUAAUUCGAACUAUGGCUGGAGAGCACUAAGGCUGCUGGCACGCAGAAGUCCUCACUUUUUUCAGCCAACCAACCAGCAAUUUAAGAGUUUACCAGAGUACCUCGAAAACAUGGUUAUCAAAUUAGCUAAAGAACUACCUCCUCCUUCUGAAGAAAUUAAAACAGGCGAGGAUGACGAUGAGGAAGAUAAUGAUGCUUUAUUAAAGGAAAACAACGAAAGUCCAGAUGUUCAACGAGACAAACUUGUAACAGGGGAACAAAUAGAGUUAUUUGCUAACAAGCUUGGUGAAUACUGGAAACUUCUGGCCCCAUACUUGGAGAUGAAAGACUCUGACAUAAGGCAGAUUGAACUGGAUAGUGAAGAUGUGAAGAUGAGAGCAAAGCAGCUCCUUGUUGCCUGGCAAGACCAAGAGGGGAUCCGGGCGACCUUGGGAAAUCUCAUUACUGCAUUGAACAAAGCUGGGUUACACGAUCUUGCAGACAGCUUAACCAAUGACACUGAAAACUACAGUUAAAUUUUCUUGGAAGUAAUUUUAGUUGAAAAAUUUCUGUAAUAAAAGGAUGCUCUGGAAUCUGCCAUGAAGCAUGGGCUGUGGAGUCAUGCUGUGUUACUUGCCAGUAAAAUGGCUAUUAUUUCUAGGAAACUGGACCUACUGCUUGUAUUUGGUACACAUUAAAAAUCUUUAAUGUCACAGUUGUGUUCAGUGUUCCAAUAAGGAAAGGAUUAGCAGUGCUGGUCAAAAUAGAUAUUGUGAAGGGUGGUAGACCAUGAAUGAUUUUCAGUGAUACAAGUGAGAAGCAGCAUCAAUUGUGGGACUCUGCUAGCACUUUUCAUGCCUGCUGUGCCAGACCCAGAAGGCUCUUCUGUUCUUUCUUGUGCUAAAGUUCUUAAACAGAGCCUGCUUUAAUAGGAAAGCAUCAACUGAUUCCCAAAUACACCACAGGGCUUAAUGUGAAGUAGAUCUCAUACUACAAAAUUUCUUGCUGUUCCCACUUCCUUAAGUAUUUGUUACAACAAUUUAUCAAUGAAAAAUUGUAGUUAAAAGUACUGGUGUUUACUGAUGUGACAAACAUCAGCAGGCGCAAGCUGUCAUGUCUUGGGAGUUUGAAUAAAUCCUGACCUUGAUGAACCAGC
Messenger RNA from Sphaerodactylus townsendi, 2651 nucleotides. RefSeq names its product THO complex 1 (gene THOC1). NCBI's taxonomy places the organism in Eukaryota, Metazoa, Chordata, Lepidosauria, Squamata, Sphaerodactylidae. Bases 55 to 2031 code for a protein of 658 amino acids. The record is from RefSeq and is a predicted model, not a curated record. Gene Ontology annotation, molecular function: protein binding. Gene Ontology annotation, cellular component: THO complex part of transcription export complex. The transcript has 21 exons. Gene Ontology annotation, biological process: mRNA export from nucleus; signal transduction; regulation of DNA-templated transcription elongation.